Lates calcarifer (barramundi perch) is the source of this 881-nucleotide messenger RNA. RefSeq names its product putative butyrophilin subfamily 2 member A3. The coding region runs from base 168 to 803 and encodes 211 amino acids. Lineage: Eukaryota; Metazoa; Chordata; Actinopteri; Centropomidae. The transcript is spliced from 4 exons. The record is from RefSeq and is a predicted model, not a curated record.
GAGGCAGAAAUGUGGCGCGAGGCGUCCAGUCUGCCGGAAACUCAAGCAGAAGAAGAAGCGGCGGCAGCUCACCUGUUCAGCUGAGUCAUUCGACUGUGUGUGUCACGAGCUCCUUCUUUACACGUUUGGGGUGAAAGUACUCUGCAACAUUCAAAAGCUUCGACACCAUGCGGACGGCAGCCGUACUUCUGUUGGCAUCUCUGAUCUCUGGGACUGGAGGUAACUCUCAGGUUCAGAACAUCACAGCUGAUCCUGGACAGACCGUCACUCUGCCAUGUCGAGCUCCAAACACCAACAUCAUAGUUGUAGAGUGGACCAGACCUGAUCUGAAGACAGAAAAAUAUGUCUUUUUGCAGCGGGGCAGUCAGCCUGUUACAGAAUACCAGCUUUCAUCUUUUCAGGACAGGGUGGAUCUGGUGGACAGACAGAUGAAGGACGGUAACGUGUCUUUGAUUCUGAAGAAUGUGACGAGAGAGGACACAGGAAGAUACGAGUGUCGAGUCGUCCAGAGAGGAACAAACCGCAGGAAGAGAUCUUACCUGAACACUGAGCCCAUCAGCAUCAUUGACCUGGAUGUUCAUUCCUCAGGUAACACACAGGGAGACAGGGAGGAGGGAGGAGAAACAGGUGGAGACAGCAGAGGACAUGUUGGACUGGCAGCUGGUCUCUCAGUUGUUGCUGUGGUUGCUCUUGUUGUUGCUUUGGGGAUCUUCAUGUCUAAAAGACACAUGAAGAAGAAUCCUCCUCCUCCUCCUCCUCCUCCUGCUGCUGCUGAUGAAGAAGCAGGUGAACAGAUGUUAUGAAAUAUAAUCAGUAAAUGUAAAAUAACCGACAUGUAUAAACCUGUGACAGCAGCAGACAAACCACUGUCUGAGACAAAA